CCUCCGUCCGGCUGCGUGUUUGGGGAAAGUGAAAGGAAAAGAUCUCGAGCAGAGACAGUUAGAAAGGGUGUAUUUUGCGUGUUCCGGGUACUUUAAAGCAUCCAGACGCAGCGCGCGCUGGGCGCAGCGAGGGCGGCUUCGGGGAUUCCCCUGCACGCGCGCGCGCACGCGCACAGCCCGCCUCAACCGCAGUCUGUCCUCCUGCAGACUAAUGGCAGCAGCGGAUACAAAGCCUGGAGGAUCUGAGGAGUCCAGUUUGCGGUCUGAGGAGUCCGUGAUGAGGUCCCAGGAGUCGAGGCUGGGGUCCGAUGAGUCCAGGCAGAGGUCAUCGGGCUCUGUCAGCUCCUGGGAGUCGGAGCUGACCACCAUCCAGCACUCCCUGAAGUUUGUGCUGACGCUGAAGGAAGAGUUUGUUUGUCCCGUCUGCAGAGGAGUCGUCCUCAACCCUCAGCAGAACUCCUGCGGACACAUCUACUGCUUCCACUGCCUGCAAGGACUGCUGGAGAGUUCAUCACCGUCCAGCCCCGUUUGUCCAGUGGACGGCGUUGAGAUCACGCCAGCUGAGGUUUUCCAGGACAACUGCUGCAAACGGGAAAUCUCAAAUUUAGAAGUGUACUGCACCAACUCUCCGGCCUGCAGCUCCGUCGUCACGUUACACCAUCUGCAGGACCACCUGCGGUCGUGUCAGUAUGAGCAGCUGCAGUGCUGCAAUCCAGGCUGCGAGACGGUGCUACAGAGGAGAUACCUGCAGGAACACCUGACCAACACCUGUCCUCACCGCUUGGAGCCCUGCAUCCACUGCCAGCAGCCGCACCGACUCAGCCUCAUGCAGGAUCAUGUGCAGAACUCCUGUCCGGAGACGGAGGUGGACUGUCCCAACAACUGCUCCCAAAAGGUUCCCAGACACAAGCUGACGGAGCACAGAGACUCGUGUCCUGAGGUUCACGUCGCCUGUUCUUAUCAGAGGUUCGGCUGCUCCGUUCAGGAUAAGAGAGCGAAAGUGAAGCUGCAUGAAGACGCCGCUGUCAAUCAUCACAUGCUGCUGGUCCUGAGGAGCAACACGCACCUGGAACAGCAGGUGGAGGUUCUCCAGGAGGAGGCGCAGCUGAGACAGCAGGAGGUCCAGACGGACAGUUUACUGCUCACUGAUAUGCAGAAGAAGAUCAGACCGCUUCUGCAGCAGAACAGCAGCCAUGAACACAUCAUCUCUGCAGCUCAGAGGACUCUCAGCAGGCAGGAGGACGUCCUGUCCACCAUCCAGCUGGAGAUCCAGCAGGUGUCUCGGGGACUCGGUCCUGGUCUGGAGGAGCUGGAGCAGCUCAGAAAGUCUCUGGAUGCUGUGAUUGAAGAAGUGUCGGCAACCGAGGCCCUCAAAGAACACCUGGGAACCCUGGAGGAGAAUCUGAAGCAUCACUCGGGUCUCCUGGAUCUCCAUGCCGCUCAGCUCAAUCGCAACAAGCAGCACCUGCAGGAGCUCGAGGCGACAUCCUAUGACGGCAGACUAAUCUGGAAGAUCGACGACUUCAGGAACAGGAGGGAAGCCGAGACCAAAGGUCAGCCACCUUGCCUGAGCAGCGCGCCAUUUUACACCGGACGCUGCGGCUACAAAAUGGCUGCCAAGGUCUAUCUGAACGGGGACGGGGAGGGAAGAGGGAAUCACCUUUCCCUUUAUGUUGUCCUGAUGCCGGGAGACUUCGACGCUCUGCUGACGUGGCCUUUCAGACAGACCGUAUCUCUGUCUGUUCUGGAUCAAAGCGGCGCCGGUAACCACCGGAGUCUCAGCUUCAGACCUGACCCGACGUCCAAAAGCUUCCAACGACCCGCCGGCGAGUUUGUCAGCAACGUCGCUGUUGGGUUUCCGUGCUUCAUUCCCAACAACAUGCUAGAGACUCCCCGAAACGCUGCGUAUGUAAAUGACGACACGCUGUUCGUCAAAGUGAAGGUGGACCUGGCAGGUUUGGAGCAGCUGUAAGAUUCAGAACUUUACGUUACCGUGUGUAGGAUUUGAUUUAUUUUUGUAAUUUGGCACCAUCUGGUGGUCAUUUCAGGAAGGACACUGUGGUAGGCUAUGAAGACCAAAAUGUUUAACUUUUUUCUUUAAGCUCUCAGGGAUCGUGUGGAGUUCUGACUCCCAGAUACCAACUCCAACACACACUGUGGUGACUAUUAUAAUGCUCAUUAAAAUGAUAUCAUGACUUA
Molecule: messenger RNA, 2199 nt
Organism: Micropterus dolomieu (smallmouth bass)
Lineage: Eukaryota; Metazoa; Chordata; Actinopteri; Centrarchiformes; Centrarchidae
Gene: traf5
Product: Tnf receptor-associated factor 5
Exons: 11
Coding region: 212-1972 (586 amino acids)
Biological process (GO): protein K63-linked ubiquitination; regulation of apoptotic process; positive regulation of JNK cascade
Cellular component (GO): plasma membrane signaling receptor complex
Molecular function (GO): zinc ion binding; thioesterase binding
Source: RefSeq, a predicted model, not a curated record